GGAGAAUUCCAGAGUCAUAUGGCAAGUCUACAAUUACAUCGCAAACAUAUACAAAAGUCAUUUCAAUGAAUAUCAACCCAAGGGAAUUCAAACGAGAUGCACAGAACAUCCAUGCCUGGUUAGUCGGCAACGGGGUGGCUUCCCUAGCUGCCGCUGUUUACUUGAUAAGGGAAGGCAAGGUUCUUGGUCCAAAUAUCCAUAUUCUUGAUCUUCACCCGGGCUUUGAAGGAGAAAUGGCUACACUUGGGGAUGCAGAGAACGGGUACUUUCUGCCAUACCAGUGCCUCCCUCAUUUCCAUGGUACUUGCAUCGAGAGCCUGUUGUGCCUCGUGCCUAGUAUCCUCGAUCCCGACAUGUCACGGCUGGACGACAUUCGCGAGUUCGGUAGACAGCAACAGUCACACCCAGAAGCCGACAGGGCACUGGGAGCGAUAAAAUUAAAAGCAUCAGCUUCAGAUACUGUGUACACAGGAGGGUACCAAGUUGGGUUAAAGCAUCGAUUUGAGCUAGUCAAGCUCCUCCUAGAAAGUGAGAAAACAUUAGCUUCAAAAAAGAUCAAUGAAGCUUUCGAUGAGUCAUUCUUUGACACAGGGUUCUGGCUGUACUGGUCUACGACAUUUGCAUUCCAGCCAUGGCAUAGUUUGAGUGAGUUUCAAAGACAUCUUCGCAAAUACUUGGAAGAUAUCCGGUCCCUCAAACAUGUCAGUGGGUCCAUCAAGACCAGAUAUAACCUAUUCCACUCUAUCGUCCUCCCGAUCAUUGCUUAUUUGAAGGACAAAAAGGUUGAUUUUCGCUUCAACAUCGAGGUAUCAGAUAUCAGAUUCUAUCCUGAGAGUGACCCAGAAACAGUCUUUGAGAUAGCAUUGUUGAAGGAUGGAGAGGAAUGUCUCGUUUCGCUGGACUCUGACGAUAUCUGCUUGGUUGACCUGGGUUUUUCACGCUCCGGUGCGGUUUAUGGUACGAAUGUGGCCUCCCCACCAUUCUUGUCCUCCAACUGGGAGGAUCUCUUGAUGCGUGAGUGGAGAUUAUGGCAAGGGCUUUCUAGCAAGUCCUCCAAAUUUGGAAACCCAGUUAACUUUCUUUCACGAGCUCUUGAAUCUGGGAUUGAGACCUUCACCACAACUGUACGGGGGACGGAUUUCAUGCGGCUAUAUGACAAGCUCACCUAUGAUCCAGCCGGGACUAGUGAUACACUAUCCCUGGCAGACAGUAAUUGGUUGAUAACGAUCAGCGUUCCACACCAUCCGGUGUUUCCAUCCCAGCCAGCUGACAGACAUGUCGUUUGUGGAUACGCACUGAGCCCUGCGAGGGAGGGCAAUUUCGUGAACAAACCCAUGUUUGCUUGCUCUGGCAUGGAGGUUUUUACCGAGGUUCUUUCCCACCUGGGCUUCCCAUUACAACCCAUACUCGCUAAGUCAAUUACUAUCCCUUGUGGGAUGCCGCUGGGAACCGCCCCCUUUUUGACACGUAGUAGCCAAGAUCGUCCAGAGGUGGUCCCUCAUGCGACUACCAACAUUGCAUGCCUUGGUCAAUUUACUGAGCUUCCGGACGAAACUACGUUGAGUAUUGAGUACAGUGUGAGAAGUGCUCAGCAGGCUGUCUAUACGCUAUUAGACCUUCCAAGGUCACCACCAAAGGUAAAGAAAAAUAUACUCUGGGAGGUGUUUGAUAUAUUGGUGUAACCCGUGCACGUCACGGUACACCCGAUCCCACCUCGGGUUUAUGUUUUUGCAAAUUCUGUGGGGUACCUUUACCGGCAUGUGUAUCUUGGAUUGAUGGGAGCGCUCGCAUCUGUGCCUGGGGUCUCUGUAUGCGGUGGUGACGAAGCUGAAAAAAGCCUUAUUGCCUUUUUUUAGGUAAUUUGUGAACUCCUAAAGGAAAAACGUGCACAAAGUACGAGAGAACAUCGGUCUUCUAUCAUAAACACCUUGUGACGUAUUUGAUCCAUGAUGAAGCUCAUGAAAGAUAGCCCAUGUCACAGCCAGUGCAGGGUCAAGGGAGGUACUAGUUCCCUUGAUGCAAUUUGAUUGUAAAAAUUAAUAUAACUAAUUGUUCUGCUGUUGAGAAA
This is a messenger RNA of Aspergillus caelatus, 2068 nucleotides long. RefSeq names its product oleate hydratase. Bases 66 to 1682 code for a protein of 538 amino acids. Gene Ontology annotation, biological process: fatty acid metabolic process. The transcript has 2 exons. Gene Ontology annotation, molecular function: FAD binding; oleate hydratase activity. Lineage: Eukaryota; Fungi; Ascomycota; Eurotiomycetes; Eurotiales; Aspergillaceae. The record is from RefSeq and is a predicted model, not a curated record.